AUGAGGAACAGAUUUAAGCAUCAACGGCUUUAUCUCUCUCUCCCCUCUCCAUCACAGGUAUUCAUCUCCUUUCUCUCUCUCUCAUUUCAAUUUUUGAACUCUCUCUCUCUACCUUCAUCGGAGCCCAUCCCGUGCGACGCCGACGACCACCGACACCACCGACCACCUCCUCUCCUCUCACCCUCCUCUUUCGUCUCUCUCCCCUUGCAAGGUUCACAAGGGAAGGAUAAGAGGGUUCUUUUUGAUAACAAUGACUUGGUUUUGCAUGAAGGAUUUCUAGAGAUCAAUUCAUUUGGCCACUCAUUUAGGGACUAUGAUGCAAAGAGUGAAAGACAACAAACUGUUGAGGAAUUCUAUCGGGUGAACCACAUUAACCAAACAUAUGAUUUUGUUCACAAGGGGAGGAUAAGAGGGUUCUUUUUGAUAACAAUGACUUGGUUUUGCAUGAAGGAUUUCCAGUUCCAAAAUCUGUGCAAGAUACUGGGUUUGAUGCCCCAGAGAUCAAUUCAUUUGGCCACUCAUUUAGGGACUAUGAUGCAAAGAGUGAAAGACAACAAACUGUUGAGGAAUUCUAUCGAGUGAACCACAUUAACCAAACAUAUGAUUUUGUAAGUUCAUUAUUGUUCGAUAUGGAUUUCAAUUUUUUUUUUCAUUAUUGUUUUUGUUUUUAUAUGGGUUUUUGAAAACAAUGACAAAUUCAUAAACACACAUCUUUUCCAUUUUGGUGUGAAAACAUUCUUGAAAAAUUAAAAAAAAAAAAGUUUAGAACUGUUUCUUGAGAACAAUAUUUUCAAAAAUAGUUUGUCACACAAAUUUUUUUCAUUUUUCAUAGAUUUUGAAUAUAUUUUCAUAGAC
This is a messenger RNA of Camellia sinensis, 855 nucleotides long. The record is from RefSeq and is a predicted model, not a curated record. NCBI's taxonomy places the organism in Eukaryota, Viridiplantae, Streptophyta, Magnoliopsida, Ericales, Theaceae.